GUGGAUUUAGCUUAUGCAGCUCCCCUGCUCCCCCGGCGACAUAAUUAAUGGAUGCACGAUUCGCGUCUCUUGUACAUUUCCACGCGAUUUGUGCAUCAUCACUAUUUCUUCGGUACCUUACCUAUUCGUAUUUCCCAAUUUUAUUCCCAUCGAUAACGAUAACAGACUACGAUCAACAAUUGUAUUCUCAACUCCAUUUGUAUCAAUUUCAACAUUUGCAACCAAGUAGCUACAUACUAAAUUCCGUAUGCGAUAUUGCUACUAAUUCCAUCAGCGCGAUAGGCGCAAGUUCGCAAGAUGGCCUUCUCCGCCAUCAAUGUCGAACCAGAGGAGAAUAUCGACGAGGAGAUCGACGAUACCCGCGAAAUCCAGAUUGACGAAGCCCUGAAGCGCUUUCAGACCGCCCUCAAACUUCACGCUCAGGGCCCUAAACAUUACGAAGAAGCGUCGUCAGCCUACGAGUUGCUAUUCGAGUCUGACAUAUUCCGAUACCCCGAGAGCACCACCGACUUCGAGCGCGCCGAACGUCAAUCAGAUCCCCGGCACCUAGGCCUCGACGUCCCGUUCCCUCAACCUCUCGACGUCUCCCAAGGGGAUAUAGACGGCAGUGGCAGUAGCUUGCCCCAGACGCUCUAUCUCGCUUAUAAGAAUCAUGGCCAGUUUGCCCUAGACAAUAUUAGACAUCUAGUCAAGGCGGGAGGAGAUGUAAGAUCCGUAUUAAAAGAUAAAAAGGUACUCGCUGCCGCUCAGAAGGCGCUUUACGAAUUUAGUACAGCUCUAGAUUUUGACCCGUCAGAUGCCGAACUAUGGAGGAGGGCCGCGCGCGUCGCCGCAUUUCUGAAUAGCGCUAGAAUCAGCCGAUACUGUCUCGAGGCUGCCAUCGAACUUGACGAUGAUCCGGCGGUAGAGGAAGUCGAGCCGCCCUCUCUAGCCGAGGGAUUCGCCGGCGAACAAUUGAAGAAACAACUUGACGUCUUGUCCGACGAUUUGGCGCUGUCGCACCCGAUCAUGGCUCCGUUCCUAAAGAAAUCGAUAUCGGAUCGUCUCAAGAAACAUCUCGACCCUUUUCCAUUCCUUCCGAACCCGACCGACUCGCUCGCGCCGCCUCCUACCCUCGCAUCCUCGGCGGAUCACCAAAAGUCCCAGCGCCUUAUUAUCGAUGUCCCCGUAGCCUCGUGGACGGAUUUGGGCAUGUCGCUUGUGCAGCUAGUCGCAACUGGUGGUAUACCUGGAAAGGCCGUAACUCUGAACCUUCCCGAGAUACCAGAUACCGAAGACGACGUCGAGACGGCUAGCAAUAGGCCAAACCAGAUAUUGCCCGAGAAUAGCGGAAGGGUCCAGCCGGCUUCGGAGAACAAACCUCCAACGCAAUCCAAGGAUGACCAGAGCGAAUCUCCAAAGGAAGGCGUUGCUGACAAUGGUAUCGCUAUCGAAGAUGCGCGGGCCGAACGUAGCACCUCUCUGCCUUCGCGGAAACGCUCUCAGUCUACAGCAGGGUUUCCCGACGGGGUUGACGAAGAGGUCUUGGAUCAGAAGAGGAGCAAGCGCAUUCGACGCCGGGAAACUGCUGGAGAAGUUAUGGAUACAAACACCCAGUACGCCACCCAAUUGCAGCCGUUCCAGGCGGCCGACCAGAAUCUCUUUCAGAUGACACGCAAUAUGAUAGAGAACUUGGGAGUCACCGACCGCGACACCCUCGAUCGACUGGCCGAGAUUCUCGACUCGUGCGCGUCUUCUACUCGAACUGCUAAGCUCGAACGGUCGGCCAUGGUCGAUCUGCGCGACUCGCUCGUGAAAUUUGACGAGGAGAGUACCAGAGUGGUUUUCAAUAAAAAGGAGGCGUCUACCGUCGGUUUCUCGUCUUUCCUGGAGCACUCGAAGCCCGGAUCUCAGAAUAAGCGCGAGACUCCCGCGUUCCACGAGACCAAGGGCUUAAAGGCCUUCGUCCAAACUAUCAACGACAACUGGAUAGGAAUCCAAGAUGUGGCUUUCGAGUGGGUCAAGCACGUCUGCGCGACUUACCUUACGAGCAAGUGGCCGGAUUCCAUGAAGACUGCUGUUGUUCAAGUGAUUAGCCAUCUCGACGAAGAUAUCUGGAGACGCGUGCAGUACGAGCUGAGAUAUCACGCCGCGUCUGAAGAUCCGGCCGCGACGUUGGCCACGAUCGAUGGCAUAGUUCAAAUGUUGUUCGAGCUGCACCUAGACGUAUACGAACGGAUCACCAACCCCAAUAGCGCCGUAGAAUACGCGAUUCGCGUGGAGACCAAAGGAAGGCUAGGACGCUGGUUCACGUUCGCUUCGCAGAUGAGUCGAGAUCGCCCCGAGGGUGCAGACCGUCUGCUGUCCAUCCGAUUCUUAUGGUCCGCCGUUUUCGCCGUUACCCUGACGGAAGGCGUAUCGAGAGACCACGUUCUUCAGUGCUGGAAGAGCCUCCGCGAUAGGAUCAGCGAGGAGGACGACCCUCUCGAUAUCCGACUGCCAAACAAUGCGAUCAUGCCGGAAGUCUCCGCCCGCGCAGCCGAUAGGGAAAUAUCUAAACUGACGACUAUGGAUUUCUUCCUCGGGCUAUUCCAGAACGACCUUAGCGACCCCGUAUCUAUCAUCGAAAGCCUAGAACCCGUAUUGAAUCCCUCUUCCGUCUAUAUAGCAACGAACGACCCCGAAGCUAUGGUGGUCGACGAAGAUUCCGACGCGCCGGCAGCUACCGGCAAAAACCUGCCCAUCUCGGAGGCUGCGGAUCAGGGCCUGCGCGAUCUCUGGAAAUUUUUGCUGGGGGCGAGCACCGAAUUAAGAUUGUUCUUAUGGACACGCCUCGGAGAAGCCUACAACGCCAUCGACUACACUACGAAACAAUUUUCGUGCCUUCUCAAAAGUAUCGAGAUGGUCGUCGCCGAUUUCGAGCAGGAUUCUUAUCUGACCAUGCCUGCCGACGCGCGUCGUCCUCUCUUCUUGAAUAUGCUUAGGUUUCUAGACGAAUUGCUCAUCCAGGCGCUUUCGAUGGCGCUUAACGAUGUCAAAGCGUUCGAUAUCGUAGACGAGGAGCACCUAAGAUCCAGCAUUUCCGCUUUGACGAAGCUUUCCUGCUUGCUACACGUAACUUGCAUGUACGAAGACGAAGUGCGCGUAGGCAUGAAGCAGCACCUUUCGAGCGGCGCCACUUUCCAGUCUUUCUUAACCAAACUUCGCGAGAUGCAGGUUAGGAAUUGGUCUCUUCUGUAUACGAUGCUGAAGGCCGGCAUUGCGCAGAACAGGGCGGGCUUUACCACACCCGAUAACGACCUCGCGGAUUAUCUAGCGGCUAUCCAUCAGGUCUUGGGCCUCAGAAAAUUCUGCAAGGCGUCCAACAAGAUCUUCCUCAAGAUGAUGCGGGUAGAGCUCUUGAAGCAAAAUCUCAUAGACAACUGGGAGGAUUAUCUCGGACAGGUUCUUUACGAUCUCUACGGCUUAAAACUCGGGGUAGGUCUUAGCGAAGUGCAAGACCACGGAUGCCCCCCCGAGAAGCUCGAACGGCGAAAUACGACGGCCCUGGUCGAGAGGGUAUCCGUCUUGGCUAACCGCAUGCCGAUGAAAGAUCUGCUGAAAUCGGAUCUCAAAACCACGAUAGAGCACAUGCAGCAAGCCAUAGGGCAGACCAAGUCGAACCAGCAAUUCAUACAAAACCUCAGGAUCUUCAACCAGACUUUACAAAGACCUAUCCCGCCCCUUCGCUUGUACGAAGCGCUCAAGGGUAACAUUUCCAUCGACGCCGUUACCGUCAACACUCCGGAUAGCGCCUUGGCCAAGCACGGAUGGUUCUUCCUCUUGGGCAUGAUCGCCUUCACUAAGUUCAAAGGCGUAGAUCUCAAUAGGAGGCAGACGCCAGGCGCUACUGACGACCUUCGCAUCGGCGCCACGUUUCUACGCCAGCAGCUACAGUUCACACCCGACCAAUGGGAUGCUUGGUUCAGGCUUGCGGAGUGUUUCGACUACGAGCUCGACGAAUCCGUGCUCUGGACGGCAGAUAAGAUGAACAAGGAGAGGGCAGAACUGGUUAAAUACCAGCGCAGCGCGAUCCACUGCUAUACUCUGGCGUUAUCGCAGUCCCGGAACACGCCGCCCGACGCGCUCAGGGAACGUUCCGACGACAUACACGACCUUUAUCAUAAAUUCGGCAUGCGCAUGUACGCGUCCAGCAGAGAACCGUUCGCGAUGGAGCCCUUCCACCACUCCGAGCACAAAAGAUUCGUUAUUCUCGAAUCCGGCGUAGAGUCCAAGGAUCUUCAUUCCCAGAUGGAAGACUACAAGGUAUGGAAGUACGCAGCUAGAUUAUUCGCCAAAGCCAUGGAGGUCAGACCGAAACAGUGGCAAAAUCCAUACAUGGUGGCCAAGUGCAUCUGGAAGAUGUAUCAGAAACCCCCAACGUCGCUCGACCACAGGGACAGACGAGAUCGGCCUACUAUGCAAGCCGUCAUAGACGCUCUCGAAAAAGCCAUCGAGGUCGUGUCCGCGCUGCCGAAGCCGCGCCACGGCCAAGAUCCGAUUCUGGAGCCCCAUUACAAAAUCGUGUCGAUCAUGCACAAGCUGGUGAUGCGAGGAGAUAUAACGCCGCAAGAAGCAGCCGACGUGCUUCAACGCCAGCCGUACGCCGUCCAGGAUGGGGAACGCGUCGAGAUCGCGGAGCCGGAAGACUGGGAGCCGUACGUGAUCAAGACGCUAACCCACUUGCGAGAGAAAGACAGAUCAAAUUGGCAACAUCGCAUCAUCAUGCGCCACGCCCGAAUAUUGUUCGACGAGAACUCCGAAGAGCAGGGCUACGUCCAGGCGAUGGCCGCCUUCGGCGUGCUAAGGGAGUCGAUGCUCACCAAGACCAUGGUCAUGAACGUAUGGAAGUGCGACGCGGAGCGGCCAGGUCGGCAUCACGUUUACACGGAGCAAUACGUUCGGUUUGCCGUCAAGCUCUUAGUCGUCCUAAAGGACAGGACGAACUUUGAGGCCUUGCUUCGCCGUUUACGCAAGAAGGGGGCAGACUUUUAUCAUUUCAACGAUCUCUGGCAGACUUGCUGCAUCGCGUAUCUGCGACUUAUUCGGCAGACGUACCAGAUCUCCCCAGUCCUCGAGGAUGAUUUCAAGCCCGUCAGCCCCGACGAAUUCGAUAUUAUUACCUCUAGGAUUAGCGAAUGGUCAUCGGAUCCGUCCUCCUCUCACCCCGCGCUUAGCGCUCUGCAAGAGACGAUAGAACUGAAAAAGCUUAACGCGGGCUUGAUGAAGGCCGGUGCCAUCGACGACCUAGUUAACGACUGCUAUACGGCGUUGUAUUUCGAUAUCGGGAAAAACUUACCAGGCCCUGCCGUGUCUGCUUUAAUCGCGGAGCGGGAACAGGCACGUCUACGGGAAGAAUCUCGGCCGUCUGAUAAAAUAGUAGAAUCCAAGCCGACGAAUUCGUUAAGCAACCUCUUGAACCCGCAAUCGCACGAGAACUCGGGCGGAGAGGGCGCGGCCGGGGAUUUGACAUCGGCGAACACGGAAGGGCCGCAAAGACCUCGCAAAGUGGGAAUCAGAAGGGCUGAUAUUUUACGCAAGGCAGAACAAGCAGUCGUACGUGCCCAAGAAGGUCCGAAGCCCACCGGUACCAAAUCGCGAGGUUCCGUCUCGAGUAGCAAGACACCCGCGGCAGAGGAAGAGAAACACGACGUAGCCGACGACUCGAGAAGUGACGACGGCGCACUAGAUGAGGACGUAGAGAUGAAGGACGAAGAGGUCGAGGGCGACUUGAGCUCGGCACCCGGAAGCGUUCACGAUUCCGCCGACGACGAGAGCGAUCUGAGCGACGCUCCGCCGGAAGACGUAUUAGAUGAGGAUGAGCUCCGGCAGCUAAUGUUUCCGAAUUUAACUAGAAGGAGUAUGGAUACGACGAUAGAUAAUUCCGACAGCGAGGAGUCCCUCGAGGAGGGUUCUUCCGACGAAGAGGCUCAAGAAGCCGAAGAGUAGGCCGCCUUAGAUUAUAGGUUAAGGUGGGUUUGUCUGAGUACCGGAGUUGACCAAUGCGUUUUCAAAGGCAUAAGUUGCCUAUUGAACAAUUAGUUGCCCGAGCGGCGGGAUCUUCUGUUUUCAAAACACCAAAAAUUAUCGUAACCUCGAACAAUACGAUUACGGGUGCCUAUUCUUAUAAGUCUGCCAUCGGGAUUCGUCUUGGUAUGCUUUGGAUUUCCCUGCUGGGUACCUCUUAGAAUUUUCUUGAGACGUGUCAUCGUGAUUGCAGAAACCACGCCGUCCAACAAUCUCGAUAUCUUCAUUGCUACCGCUUCUCACCGUAUCCUUCUGCUAAUCCAUCGUAUUACGCUCUAGCCGGAGAGCAAUAUCUAGAUCGCAACUUCAAGUCUCGUACCCUCUCACGAUGUCCGGGAUGUGCGUUGGCAUUCGUGUCGCGAGGCGUAAACUGCGUCUCUUGCGGAAUACUUCAGCCUCCUCCACGAAUAUCUUAAUGUUCAAUUCUACCACAAGUAAAACUCUCCCUUCCGGCAAGAGGCUAAACUGUUCCCGUCGCUCAGACAGCUCAGCGACAUGUGUGCCGUAUGAUCAUACCACCUUC
Molecule: messenger RNA, 6568 nt
Organism: Daldinia vernicosa
Lineage: Eukaryota; Fungi; Ascomycota; Sordariomycetes; Xylariales; Hypoxylaceae
Exons: 3
Coding region: 298-5967 (1889 amino acids)
Biological process (GO): chromatin organization
Cellular component (GO): nucleus; HIR complex
Molecular function (GO): protein binding; nucleosome binding
Source: RefSeq, a predicted model, not a curated record